AUGGCGCACCAAAUGGUAAGAGCACUUGCAGCUCUGGAGAGGCGUAUGGAUGCCCAGUUUCACUCACUCAUUCAGUGCCUUACUCACAUCAGGGAUGACCUGCCUGACAUCACGGGAGAAACCCAGGACACAGAUGCUUGCCCACCAGAGGCCGAAAGUGUCCCGCAACAUCUUAGCCCCCACAGCUUGGAAGCGGGCGAGAGCAACGGCGCUCUAUAUGCUCCCCUCCCCCAGGCUGACAAGAUAAUCCCCCAGCUUACAGCGCUCCCGGGGAGCAGCCAAGACAGUUAUAUCCUGAGCAUAACUACUCACUGGAUUCUCACCCCGAGGCGAUCAGCCGAAGCAGAGCUGGGGAGAGUCAGACUUUCCUUUUUGAAACGGACACACUCUUACACCCCUCAAACCUCAAGCCUAGCGCUGUUUGCAGACAAACCUGUUUCAUCACCACUGCCCAUAAUCUUUGUCAUUACUCCGACCUAUGCUCGACUUGUGCAGAAGGCAGAACUCACCAGCAUGGCCAACACUCUGCGCCAAGUUCCGGCAUUACAUUGGAUUGUGGUAGAAGACUCAUACAACAAGACCCUGCUAGUGACUAACUUCUUAAGGACAUGUAGAGUGAAGUAUACACAGCUCUGUGUAAAGUCCCCAGAAGGUGUUACUAAAGCAAGAGGAACAUUGCAGAGAAACGUUGGCCUAAGCUGGUUACGAGAAACCUUCUAUCCUGAUGAAGCGCCAGAAGGAGUCGUGUAUUUCGCUGAUGAUGACAACACCUACAGCUUGGAGAUCUUUGAAGAGAUGCGAUACACUAACAAAGUCUCUGUCUGGCCGGUAGCCUUUGUUGGUGGCCUGCGCUACGAGUCAUUGAAUCUAGACGCUGCCGGGAAGGUUGAGGGAUUUGCAGUAAAGUAUGAGGCGUCACGACGUUUUGCUAUAGACAUGGCUGGUUUUGCUAUCAACUUGAGGCUGAUUCUGGAAAAUCCCAGGGCCGUGUUUCGUUUAGAUGUGAAAGGUGGAUAUCAGGAGACGAGCUUACUGGAAACCCUUGUCAGCAUUGAUGAACUGGAACCUAAAGCCAACAACUGCACCAAGAUUUUAAUCUGGCAUUUGAGCCAAUGUUAG
Bombina bombina (fire-bellied toad) is the source of this 1119-nucleotide messenger RNA. RefSeq names its product galactosylgalactosylxylosylprotein 3-beta-glucuronosyltransferase 1-like. Gene Ontology annotation, biological process: chondroitin sulfate proteoglycan biosynthetic process; carbohydrate metabolic process. Gene Ontology annotation, cellular component: Golgi membrane. Gene Ontology annotation, molecular function: galactosylgalactosylxylosylprotein 3-beta-glucuronosyltransferase activity. Lineage: Eukaryota; Metazoa; Chordata; Amphibia; Anura; Bombinatoridae. The coding region runs from base 1 to 1119 and encodes 372 amino acids. The transcript is spliced from 4 exons. The record is from RefSeq and is a predicted model, not a curated record.